Maudiozyma saulgeensis is the source of this 1650-nucleotide messenger RNA. The record is from the annotation of a GenBank genome assembly. NCBI's taxonomy places the organism in Eukaryota, Fungi, Ascomycota, Saccharomycetes, Saccharomycetales, Saccharomycetaceae.
AUGUUGAACCCUGUUAUUUUAUCUGUAGGGGUUGCUGCAAUGGCAGUGUUUUAUUACUUUCAAAGUAGAAAUGCAUCAGUACCAUUCCAAAUAGAGAAAAUUCUUUUGCAAUCAUUUAAAGAUUAUAAAAAAAAUGGGUGGCCUUACGACGUAUAUGGUCCAAUCUCACAUAGCCACCGUAAUAUGCCUAGAUCUGGUCAACCAUUAGGUUGGAUAAUCGUCGAUACCAUUGAUACUUUAAUGUUAGGUUACAACUAUACCACCAAUAAAAGUAAUAAGAAAGAAUUUUUAGAACAAAUACAAUUUGUUGAAAAUUGGGUUGAAAAUGAUUUGGAUUAUAAUAUGGAUUCUGAGGUCAAUAUUUUUGAAACUACAAUCAGAAUGCUAGGUGGAUUACUCUCAGGAUAUUAUCUUUCAACUGAUCUUAAUAUUGGUAACCCAGAGGUUUACUUGAAUAAGGCCAUAGAUUUAGCAGAUCGGUUAUCCCUAUCCUUUGCAAAUUCUCCGUCAGGAAUUCCUUAUUCCAGUGUAAACUUGAGAACUGGUGAAGCGAUUAAAAACCACGUCGACAACGGUGCUUCAUCCACGGCAGAAUUUACUACAUUGCAAUUGGAAUUCAAAUAUUUAGCAUCGAUUACAGGCAACAAGACUUAUUGGAAACUUGCAGAGCAAGUUUAUGAACCACUUUAUAAAGUCAACAAUAUUUUAGAACAAUAUGAUGGUUUAGUACCAAUUUAUACUUUACCAGACACAGCUCAAUUCUGGGGAAGAAAUAUCAGAUUUGGCUCAAGAGGUGAUUCUUUUUAUGAAUACCUAUUGAAGCAAUAUCUGUUAACUCAUGAAGGUAUUUAUUACGAUUUAUAUCGUGCUGCUAUCAACGGUAUGAAGAAACAUCUAGUAAAAGAGUCUUUCCCAUCAGGACUAACUUAUAUUGCUGAAAAACCAAACGGUUUAGAAUAUCAAGCUUCUUCAAAGAUGGAUCAUCUAGUAUGUUUCAUGGGUGGUCUCCUGGCAAUGGGUGCUACUGAAGGCCACACAAUUAAAACUGCGCGUAAUAUGAACUUCUGGGAUGAAGAUAGAGAGGACGAUUGGUUGUUGGCUAUGAAAUUGACGCAUACAUGCUAUCAAAUGUAUCAUCAAUUACCUGCAGGCCUUUCACCUGAAAUCGUUGUCUUCAAUUACCCUGAGGAGCAAAGAAAUGAAUUUGAAGAAAUAACCCAGUUAGAUCGUCAAAAUUGGUGGAACUCACCAUCAGGAGAUUUUUUCGUGAAGCCUUUGGAUGGUCAUAAUCUACAAAGACCUGAGACGGUAGAAUCUAUCAUGUUCAUGUACCAUCUAUCUAAUGAUACUACAUACCGUGAAUGGGGUGAAGAAAUUCUUAAUAAUUUUGCUGAACAUACUGCUAUCAAAGGUAAUGGUAUAGUAGAAGCUUAUACAUCAUUGAAUGAUUGUCUACAUGUCCCGACUGGUAAAAAAGACAACAUGGAAAGUUUCUGGCUUGCCGAAACAUUGAAAUACUUGUAUUUACUUUUCCAGGAUGAUAUUGAUCUCACAGAAAUUGUAUUCAAUACUGAAGCGCAUCCAUUCCCUGUCUUAGAAAUUGCUGAUAUGGAAAAAUCCAAUUUGACCACUGGUUGGGGACUCAAAUAG